Brugia malayi is the source of this 1368-nucleotide messenger RNA. Its product is annotated as Zinc finger, C2H2 type family protein. Gene Ontology annotation, molecular function: RNA polymerase II transcription regulatory region sequence-specific DNA binding. The record is from RefSeq and is a predicted model, not a curated record. The transcript is spliced from 7 exons. Gene Ontology annotation, cellular component: nucleus. Lineage: Eukaryota; Metazoa; Nematoda; Chromadorea; Rhabditida; Onchocercidae. Gene Ontology annotation, biological process: regulation of transcription by RNA polymerase II. The coding region runs from base 1 to 1368 and encodes 455 amino acids.
AUGUACCCAAUUCAAUCAUCGGAAUUUAUUUCACCAUUUGAGAAUAAUAAUAGUAAUAAUAAUGGUAACAAUAACAAUGGUUGUAAUAAUAUUAAUAAAAAUAAACAUGAUAAUAAUAAUAGUAAUAAUAAUGGUAGUGUGCAACCAACAUGGUUCAAGAAUUUCUCGUCAGUUUAUCCUGUCUUUCCAUUUCUAUCACAGACUUCGUUAUCGUUUGCUGAACGAACAUUAUCAAAUAAUAUAUCAGCACCACUACCAUCAUCAUCAUCAUCAUCAUCAUCACCAUCAACUUUAACACUACCUUCACUUCUUCCAACUGAUCUUUUUAUGUCAACAAUACCAUUUCCUGUUACACUAAUACGUGGUGAUAAACUCCAAAUGGUUAACCUUCAAUUACAAUUAACUUCAAAUGAAACCGUAAUAAAAGAUAUCUUAUCAAGCAAAGAAUAUUGUGAUAAUGUCUUACUAAUAUGCUUCGCAUGUGCUGGACGAUAUUUUCACGUGAUAUUCUGCUCAGCACCGAAUGGUUUCAAUAGGGGUGAUCAAUUAAGUAUACCAUCAAAAUGGCAAUCAUUGUGUAAAACAGCAAAUAAGGAGGAAGCUAAUAUUUGGAAUGGAAUUGUUCUUCGCCCUAUUGAAUUUGGUCAAGAAAUAAUUAUUUGUAAUGAGCCUGAAACAUUGACCCUUGAGCCAAGCAAAAUGCUUCAGAAUGAUAAAGAGGGCCAACAACUGGAAAUGAUACAGCAAGGAUUAACUCAUACAGAGCACAUUGGUGGUUAUAAAUGUGAUCGUUGUGGUAAAAUGUUUACUUAUGAAUAUUAUCGUGAAAAACAUCUCAAGUAUACACGAUGUGUUGAUCACGGUGAUCGUAAAUUUCGUUGCUCCAUUUGUCCACGAUCAUUCGAGAAACGUGAUCGAUUAAGAAUUCAUGUAUUACAUGUGCAUGAAAAUCAUCGACCUCACGUAUGCUCCACGUGUGGUAAAUCAUUUUCUCAAUCAUCAAGUCUCAACAAACAUUUCCGAGUGCAUUCCGGUGAACGGCCAUACAAAUGCAUUUUUUGUAGUAAAAGUUUCACGGCAAGCAGUAUUCUUCGUACGCAUGUACGUCAACAUAGCGGCGAAAAACCUUUUCAGUGUGCUAAUUGUGGUAAAUCAUUUGCAUCACACGCAGCGCAUGAUAGUCACGUACGCAGAACUCAUCAAGAACAAACGCAACUGCAGCUGCAGUUGCAACUACAACAACAGCAUCUACAACAAAAACAACAGCAAUGUAAUAUUUAUCGCUGUCAAAUGUGUCAAAAAACAUUCGAACAUCAAUUACAUCUUAAUUUUCAUCAACACUGUGUUCACUCAUUAACUAUUUCUUAA